CAUAAAGCUUCACAUUGCCGCUGGUGAUGAAUCGGUCAAUACUCGCCCAGCCCCCUCUGUAAUGCUACCCUCUCUCCCACAUCAGUCUAGGAGGCGUACUAACGGACUGCAAAUCCCACACAUCUCUGGAUCCAAUGUUUCCCCACCUCCUUUAUUCCUCUUAAGCAGUAUUAACCGUCCGCUAGCUCAUUCAGAGAGUUGCCGGGUUUGGAGCCGGAGGUGGUGCGAAUGACAACAGCCGAGUCUUCUCCAUCGCUGACACUCUCCAGCAACCCGGCACUCUGGCACAACAACAGCCGAAGCCGCCCGCGCUGUCGCAGCUGGCAAAGUGACAAAGAAGGAGACAGAGAGAGGGGGACAGCCGGCAGAAUGACACACGCCGCGAUUCCUUAUUCCAAGCGCAUCCUUGACAGAUGAGACAGAGACGAGCCGGACAAAGCCAGCGGACUGAAUCCCUGUCCUCCGGGAGAUGUCAGCUGCCCCGAUGGAGCUCACCGGCGAGGAGAGACGGGGCAGGGAGACCCGCUUGUCGGCACACCGGGUCCGCUUUUCGGUGGUGUCUUUUUUCUAAAGGGGAUUCGUCUCUCCGCAUGCUGGCAGCCAAGAUGAACCCGUCCCGUGCGGCAAGUUCAACGUGCUAGCGGCAGAAUUAAGGAAGAGCUUUUCGCUACAAAGAAGAUUAGGAGGAACGAUAAAAGCCCCAAAAUAUGCCCUUACCGCGGCUCCCGCUAUUGUCUAGGAGCAAGCAGCUUACACGUUUAGCUCAUCUCAUCAUCUAAUCUUUGGUUUGUUUUGCUUCUGCACUAGCAAAAAGAAAAAUUGCUGGGAGCAAUGGCUUCAGUGAGGCAUGACGAGGCAGGCUUAGACUCAGCUGAGGACUUGCAGCGGCAUCCUUUUGAAGAAGCUAGCAAUAACCUCAAGUCAAAGAGUCUACCAGUGCUCAAUGGCUCCUGUAGGCAAGACAGCAUGGAGCCUCCACCACAACUAAUCAACACCACAAGGACGACACUACAUAUCUCUAAGAGCACUUUGUCAAAUGAUCUUCACCUCCAAGCUGGUUCAAGGUGUGAGAGCGAUUGCUCAUCUUUAGCCAGGACUGUCUGUUCCUCUCCCAGUUGUGCAGGGGUAGGUGGGGGCAACCCUGCAAGGACAAGCAACCGCAGAGUGAAGGGACUUGGAAUUGGCUUGUCUUCUCCAAAAGUGGUCAGCCUUCCUGGCAAAAAAUACAUCGGUGUUAUUCUUUCGGAUUCCCGUUGUUUCCUUUUCUGUAUGUGUGUUCUAACUUUCAUCCAGUCCCUCAUGGUGUCUGGCUAUCUUAGCAGUGUGAUCACAACCAUAGAAAAGAGGUACAGCCUACGAAGCUCAGAGUCUGGACUGCUUGUCAGCUGCUUUGAUAUUGGCAGUCUAAUGGUGGUGGUCUUCAUCAGCUACUUUGGAGGAAGGGGACGAAGGCCUCGCUGGCUGGCUGUGGGGGGUGUGUUUAUUGCAGUGGGGGCUGCUCUCUUUUCUUUACCUCAUUUCAUCUCACCACCAUAUCAGAUCCAGGAGGUAAAUUCCUCCACCAGUAAUGAGGCUUUGUGUAUCAAUGGCAAUAUCACUGGCAAGGAGCAACUAGAGUCGUCUGGGUGUCCACGAGAGCAGGCUGGCAAUGACCACUCUCUAUAUGUCGCCCUCUUCAUCUGCGCACAGAUUCUCAUUGGAAUGGGAUCAACUCCCAUUUAUACCCUCGGACCAACAUACCUUGAUGACAAUGUCAAGAAAGAAAACGCCUCACUGUAUUUAGCAAUCAUGUAUGUAAUGGGGGCUUUGGGCCCUGCGGCAGGAUAUCUGCUUGGUGGGGUCCUGAUUGGCUUCUAUGUGGAUCCGAAAACCAUUGUGAACAUCGACCAAAGUGACCCUCGCUUUGUUGGAAACUGGUGGAGUGGUUUCCUCCUUUGUGCUAUUGCCAUGCUGCUGGUUAUAUUCCCGAUGUUCACAUUCCCCAAGAAGUUACCCCCUCGACAAAAAAAAAAGAAGAAAAAGAAAAUGAAUUCAAAUGACAUCUCAAGUGACGAUGAUGUGAUGAAAGAGAAAUCCAAAAGCCAAGCGGUCACAUCUUCAAUGGGAUUUGGGAAGGAUAUUAAAGACCUUCCCAGAGCCGCUGUCAGGAUCUUAAGCAAUAUGACAUUCCUGUUUGUGAGUUUGUCAUACACUGCUGAGAGUGCCAUCGUCACUGCCUUUAUUACCUUCAUUCCCAAGUUCAUCGAGUCUCAGUUUGGCAUUCCAGCAUCCAAUGCAAGCAUAUACACUGGGCUCAUUAUAGUACCCAGUGCUGGGGUUGGCAUUGUUCUUGGAGGGUACAUUAUCAAAAAACUGAAACUUGGAGCCAGAGAAUCUGCUAAGCUGGCUAUGAUCUGCAGUGGUGUAUCUUUGCUGUGUUUUUCUACCCUCUUCAUUGUUGGCUGUGAAAGUAUUAAUCUUGGUGGCAUCAACAUACCAUACACGACAGGGCCGACCCUCUCCAUGGCUCACAGGAAUUUAACUGGUAGUUGCAACGUCAACUGUGGCUGCAAAAUCCAUGAAUAUGCACCAGUCUGUGGAUCAGAUGGCAUCACAUAUUUCAACCCUUGCUUGGCUGGCUGUACCAGUGUUGGAAACGAUAGCACAGGAAUGCGGAAUUACACUGAGUGUGCCUGUGUGCAGAGUCGACAGGUGAUCACACCUCCCACAGUGGGUCAGAGGAGCCAACUCCAGCUAGUAAUCGUGAAAACCUACCUGAACGAAAAUGGCUACGCUGUGUCGGGCAAGUGUGACCGCACCUGCAAUACCUUAAUACCUUUCCUGAUCUUUCUAUUCAUCGUCACUCUCAUUACUGCUUGCGCUCAGCCAUCUGCAAUCAUUGUAACACUCAGGUCUGUGGACGAUCAGGAGAGGCCUUUUGCACUAGGCAUGCAGUUUGUACUUCUACGAACUCUUGCAUACAUCCCUACACCAAUAUACUUCGGAGCAGUCAUUGACACCACGUGUAUGCUUUGGCAACAAGACUGUGGAGUGCACGGUUCCUGCUGGGAAUAUGAUGUCACUUCCUUCCGCUUUGUAUAUUUUGGACUGGCUGCUAGCCUCAAGUUUGUGGGAUUCAUCUUUAUCUUCUUGACAUGGUACUCUAUCAAAUACAAAGAAGACAGACUGCAGCGAUGGAGACAAAGGGCAACGCCAGUGAAUACAGUAUGUGAGUUAGUUGGAAAUGCCGGCAGCCAGCAAAACUAUGCACGGACUCGAUCUUGUCCUGCCUUCACCUCCAAGGCUGAACACAGUGAAGGCCUGACCCUAAAUCGAGGGGACAGCUGCCCGAGUCGUCCUGGCUAUUCACUGGAAGCAAUAACCCACCCAGAACACACGCUAGAAGAAGUCACUGCAGAAAUCUAGGCCCUCACUCUGUUCCUGUCGUUUUCUUUCUCUCUUUCUUUCAUUUAUUCCUGGCGCCUGGAAACAUUUGAAAAGCUGUGCCUUCCUUUUUCUGACUUUUUCUUUUUAAUAAUCUCUGAACCUUUCAUUUUUUUUAUGCAGACAAUAAAAAUCCACCUGACACAGAUUCUCAACACAGAAAGUGAGGGCUGGACACCUCAGAAUUCUGCACCAUUCAAGACUUUUUGUUGUUUUGGUUUCUUUUGUAUUUUGUUCAAGUUGCUGUUUUCUUUUUCUUUUUUCGUGCUCUUGAGUGAAAGAGGCUGACGUAAAGAACUCAGAUGGAGAAAAAGAAAUAUUAUGCAUAUCAGUUUAACUCCAGUGAAAUGGAGUACAUUUUAACCAAAUUGUAUUUAGGUUUAAUAAAUUGUGGUGCUAUAUGGAUGAAAUAAUGCAGGAUAUUUCAACUUUUGCAUAUGCCAUAGGUUUAGAGUCUAUCAGAAGUAAACAAUUAAAAACGAACGCUGCUAUGUAAGCACAAAUAAUAUAGUGUACUAUGCAAUCGUUUGCAUCUUCUGGAACCAUGUACCCUUAAUAUAUUAUACUAAAAUUUAAUUUUCAAAUCUCAUCUCAUAUAGUCACCGAUAGAUCAAAGUAUAAUUAGUGAUUAUAAAUAAAGCUUCUUGUUGUAAGGUAACCAUCGUGACCAUGGUACUUCAAUCAGUUAUGAGCAUUUACAUGUAUGAUUUCUAUUUCUGCAGUUUUGUAGGCCUCGUGUUCAUUUGGCAGGAGACUAAACUGUCCAUUUUUGUUCAGCGUGGACCUUUGUUACUACUAGUGCCUCAACCUCGGCAGCCCCAGCGCCACCGGUGGGUGAUCUAAAAUACUGUCGCACUUGGUCCACACGUGUACUGCAUACCAAAAAACAGUCUGAAAAUAUCAAUAGAAAUAGUAAUAAUGACAAGCAAAAAAAAAAAACUGUGCCGCUGUAUUUAUUUGUUUGUUGAUUUAUUUUGUCAGAACUUACGUCAGAUAUACUGUUUGAUACACACUGUACAAUAUCAAGGUGACUCUCGCCGAAGCCAGGCGCUUUGCCAUUCACAGUCGAACCUCCAUCAAAUCUUUCAUCUUCUGCAAGUGAAAGCUGAUAAGGCUGCGUCUUCGGUCUCUGCUGCGCUCCUAUACUUCCAUCACUGUCGGGUUUUUUUGUUGGAUUGCCAGCUUUAAUGUGGCAGCAGCAACAGGCUCGACGGGUUACUCUUCUCCGACGGCCUGGUUCACUUGUGGGUGUACUUGAGAAAUCUGUUUUUCUGUCAGUUUGUUAGUGCAACAUAAACGAUGAUCAAAAUGAGUCUCCAAAGGCAAAAAGGCUUUGAAGGCAUUUGUGGUAACUACUGAUCUUUCAUCAUGUAUAGAUACUGAGUUUCUCACUUUAGCUAAACGUAUUGUGCCACCAGCCUGUGCCAGGUGUACCAAUGCGCUCAAAGACAUACAGAGUCUUAUAUCCAUUUUUGAAAUGCUGUAGUAGGUGAGCUGGAAAUAACACACAGCAUCCCGUGUCAGCCUCUCCAUUUUGUUUAACUCUGAUGAUAAGUCAGUCGCUGUUGGUCACCUGUUGGAUGUGGCCACAAUAGUUAACCAAAUUAUAUAGUCUAAGUGCUUUCGAACAAAAUUCCACAAGACUUUUUUGGCAAAAUACAAAAAAACAAAUCCUUUGUAAUAUUGAAGCUUUUUACAAAAUUGAGUCGAUCUUCAAAUUUGUCGAUUGGGUGGAAACACUGAAUAAGCGCUUAGCCUGCUAAUGCGCUUGCACUAAUUCUUGAAAGGUUUUAUGAAAAGCUUUUUUUAAGUGGAGAAUUUUAUUUAUUCUUUUUUUUUUUUUUUUUUUUUUUUUGCUGAAGUCUGCUGGAGUGUGUGUCUCACACUCGUAGUUCAUGUAAUAAAUGGGCAUUGUUAACACAACCACAUACCUCUACAAUAAACCCGAAGAGUGCCCCUAUAGGGCAUGGCGUGAACAGCAGCAAAUGGCAUGCUGCCUCAACAAGUGAUCUCAUCAUCUGUACUGUACAUUUAUGUGGUAUAUUUGUGAUGAAAAAAGAAAAGAAAUAUUGCCUGUUUAUAAUGUUGGCUCUUUUGAUUAGUCUAUAGGAAAUUUAUUUUUCUUAUUUUGUUUUUUCAGUAUUGUAUUUAUUUGAGCAAAUAGAUAUCUAAAGGCUGUUAUUUACUUUUUGUUCAUCAGGAACAAAGUCAGUAUAAAUUUUGUGAACAGUUUGUUUACAGAUACUUUGAAUACUUGAUAUUUGUCAAUAAAAUGCAGAAAGCAGAAAGAAUAA
Messenger RNA from Erpetoichthys calabaricus (reedfish), 5717 nucleotides. Its product is annotated as solute carrier organic anion transporter family member 5A1. The record is from RefSeq and is a predicted model, not a curated record. Gene Ontology annotation, molecular function: protein binding. Lineage: Eukaryota; Metazoa; Chordata; Cladistia; Polypteriformes; Polypteridae. The coding region runs from base 832 to 3405 and encodes 857 amino acids. Gene Ontology annotation, cellular component: membrane. Gene Ontology annotation, biological process: sodium-independent organic anion transport; transmembrane transport. The transcript has 10 exons.